UGGUAUUUUAAAAAUGUAUUUCCUCUCUCCCUCUCGUUUAUUCCUUUCUUUAUCGUAUGACAAUGACAGAGAUCGGCACCACGUACGAAUUAUAUCAGAAAAGAAUCAUUAGUUAAAUCAAAAAUUUCCUUUUAUUGACGGGUUUCGACGAAAUAACCGCGCUUUCAAAAGAAACGUUUUUGGAAUUCGGCAUAAAACAUAGUUCCGAAUUUGCGAGGGUUGACAGCGGCACGUGUCAUGGCGAGUAGUAUAGUAUUGACAUAAGCAUAGAAAAGUUAAUCUCUCCGAUAUAACUGUCAAAUAUUGCUGACAUAAUUCAUCGAAGUAUAGAAAAUGAAGGAAGAAACGAUGCUUAGUUUGAAGUGGCACAGUUUCCACUCUCACUUAGCAGUUUCUUUAGAUACGUGCUAUGAGAAGCAACAGUUUGUGGAUCUUUCCUUGGUGUGUAAAGACGGAACAAUACUAAAGUGUCAUAAGAUGGUAUUAGCGAAUUCGAGUCCUUUCUUUCGACGUUUACUUGUCGCUAAUGAUCACCCUCAUCCAAUGAUCAUACUUCAUGAUAUCGAAGCUGACGAUCUGAAAACGAUUGUUAAUUUCAUGUAUUGCGGAGAGAUAAAAGUAAUUAAAAGUGAGGUUAGAAGGUUGCUAAAGUUGGCUGAAAUCUUAGAAGUCACUGGUUUGCGACACAUUCAGAGGUCAUUUUUGACAGGAGAACAUUACAAUGCGUCUCAAGAAAUUCCUAAAAAGACAGCUACAAUGGCCCCUUCUAAGAUAGAAGACAACAGGAACUCUAACAAGAGCGGUCCAAAUUCUGACUUCAGAACAAAAGUUCAAAACAAAAAUGUGUCUCAGUCUGCUACAUUUUUAUCUUCGCCUCAUAAUACGCCUAAAACUUCCCAAGAUACUGCCAAAAGAAAUGAAGAGAGUAACAUUGCUUCUUCAAGCCAACGAUUUGAAAGUAAUAGACCCAACCUUAAUAUAAUAGACAUCAAUGACAUCCCAAGUACGAGUAAAGGUUUACAAUCACAAAUGAUUCCAAAAAGAAAAACAUCUGAUGAAUCUGUUAUCAGUUGGCAAAAGAUUUUAUCUACUAUAUCGAAAGACAAACAACUGCCAUUAAAAAGAUUAUGUAUAAUGGAUGAAGUGGAAAUUACUCCAGGUAAACCUUCGACAUCCAAAUCUGAAACUAAAAGAGACGAGCCAUUGGACAGAAGGAAAUCGAUAGAUACCAUACAUAAUAGUACUUCUAUGAAAUGUGCAGUUUUUAUAAAAGAUGAAUUAGAUGUUUCAUCAGAGUUAGAAGAAAAUGCAGAUAUGGAUCCUCUUGAAAUUGAAGAACUUGAAAGUGAAAAUACAGAGAAUGUUGUAACAUCUAAACGAACGUACAAUUUGUGGGACUUUGAUCGGAUUUAUAAUACACGUAAAGUGCUAGAUUUUCCACCAAAGAAAGGUCCUAACAGUUAAUAUGCGGAGUAUUGAACUUUGAUCUAUUAAGAGUGAUGCUUCUUUAGAUUAUAAAAUUUUGUGACUGUACAUUUAUUUAGAAGGAUAAAACUUGUUAAAAACUUAUCCUUGUUAUGUGAUCAUAAAUAAGGAUUAAUAUUUUAACUUCGUCGCUGUUUGUUAUAUUAUCUUAAUCCCUUCCUAAUAAACCAAUACGUAUA
Molecule: messenger RNA, 1664 nt
Organism: Polistes canadensis
Lineage: Eukaryota; Metazoa; Arthropoda; Insecta; Hymenoptera; Vespidae
Product: protein abrupt-like
Exons: 1
Coding region: 334-1464 (376 amino acids)
Biological process (GO): regulation of transcription by RNA polymerase II
Cellular component (GO): nucleus
Molecular function (GO): protein binding
Source: RefSeq, a predicted model, not a curated record